AUGGCAUUACAUUUUCUCCCAACUGCUCACCCCUCCAGUCUUCCAUCAUCCUCUUUGUCAUUAGCAACACAAACAUAUGUUUACCACCCCAUCAGUGGUAGUAUGAAAAGGCAAUCAACACUUUGUAAAGCAGUUAAUCAGCCUGCAAUACAUCCUCCAAUUCUGACCAAAAGAGGCUUAUCCAUCAGUUUUCUCACCACUUUUGUGUUUUCAUUUGCUGGUGAGGGUGCUAAUGCUGCAAUACUUGAAGCAGAUGAUGAUGAGGAGCUUUUGGAAAAAGUAAAGAGGGACAGAAAAAAGAGACUUGAGAGACAAACUGUGAUCAAAUCAUCCACCAAAGAAACAGGUUAUCUUCAGGACCUGGUAUAUAAACUGAGUGAAGUUGGUAAAGCAAUUGAAAACAAUGAUCUACCUACAGCCGCUUCUGUCUUUGGGAAUGGCACUGAUGCUGAUUGGGUCCAGAAAGCAAAUAUAGCUUUGAAUAAGCUGAGUGCCAGUCCUGAAGAAAAGACUGAGGUGGACACAUUCAAUUCCUCCAUAGCUUCAUUGAUUUCAUCAGUUGCUAAGAAUGACGUUGAGUCCUCCAAACUUGCCUUUGUGUCUUCGGCCAGUGCAUUUGAGAAGUGGACCUCUUUGACGGGGCUCAUUGUUCAGCUUAAAGGGCUUUGA
Molecule: messenger RNA, 669 nt
Organism: Sphenostylis stenocarpa
Lineage: Eukaryota; Viridiplantae; Streptophyta; Magnoliopsida; Fabales; Fabaceae
Source: the annotation of a GenBank genome assembly